AUGGGGCUCACGCUCUUUUAUGCUGCUUUCACAGAGGGAUGUCCAAGUGAAUACUUCGAAGCGAAUCCCAAUACUUGUCUUCAUUUGGCUAGACCCAAUCUUAAUGGACAGGAUUUGUACUGUUCCUCUAAAGGGGGACGCGUCUUCAGUCAGCCAGUUACUGAUGACAUGAUACAAAAUUUGGCUUCUGCAAUGAGGGCAGAAGCAGAAAACUGGAUGCCCGAGAAGGCAUAUUUAGGAAUGUACAGCAUUUCGUUCCAGGAUCCAUGGACACAAUAUUCGGAUACUUGGAAGUAUGAAGGUGAAGAAGAAGAAUUCGACUUCCGUGACUAUCCUUUAUGGUUUACAAAUCCAUCUGAGGAUUUAGAAUGCGCAUCUGUGGGCCAAGGAUCAGAGUUCAAAGCAAAUCCUGUUUCGUGUAACGAACAAAUGUCUCUCCUUUGCGAAAAAAACGAAGAACCUUGUGAUGAAGAAGAGAUGGCAUACGUGGACUAUGACGGACACUGCUUGGUGUUGAUUGCAGAACUGAAGUCGUAUCCUUUCGCCAAAGACUCUUGCAACAAAGGUCAUUUAUUUCGCAUGAAAAAUGAAUCCGAUGUCAACAGGACUUUUCUCGCAUUCUACAAUACACUCUAUAGUGGAGGAGUACACAUUGGACUUCAAAAGGAAGAAGACGGACGAUGGCUUUAUUUCGAUGGAACGGAGGAGGAAGAAGCCAACUUCGCAGAGGAUAACGAUAAUGAGUUUCGAUGUGGAGUUGUUCGCUUAUUGCCAGACUUCAGUUUGGGUCUCUAUAGUGUUGCUUGUUACGAUCACAAAAUGUGGUUCCUUUGUGAAAGAAGCAUGACAAACUGA
Messenger RNA from Uloborus diversus, 855 nucleotides. RefSeq lists its product as uncharacterized. The record is from RefSeq and is a predicted model, not a curated record. The coding region runs from base 1 to 855 and encodes 284 amino acids. The transcript is spliced from 6 exons. NCBI's taxonomy places the organism in Eukaryota, Metazoa, Arthropoda, Arachnida, Araneae, Uloboridae.